AUGAAACUUAACAAAUCAGAAUCAAAUGACUCUAUAACUCAAUCCUUUUUAAUUAAUAUCGAAAAGAACAAAUGUAACAAAUAAUAGCGAUAAAAUUAGAAAAUAAAACCGAUACUAUAAAUAUCUAUGAUUUAAAUAGUAUUAAACUACAAGCUGAUGUGAUUCUUAAAAAUAUUGAAAACUAAAUUAAUAGUAUUUUUUCAUAUAAUAGAUAGAAUGUUCUUAAUGGAAAACUUAAAAAGGGUAACAUUUUUCAUUAAAUACAACUUAAAAUACUGGAAUAUAAUAAUAAGAAAGAUAGUUGAGCUCAUCAAUAAAUAAAAAAAUUUAAUAACCGAGACCUUUUUCAGCAUUAUCAGGUAUAAUUCCAAGAAUAAAGCGAAUUGAAGAAAAUAAAGAAAAAGAAAAAAUAGAAUAAUAAUAACAAAUAAUUGAGAAAUGUUCUUAAACAUAAAAACCUAAAAGUACCUUAGAUUUAAAUUAAUUAUGUAAUCAAGAGAUGAUCAUGGGAAAUUUUAAAUUAGAAACUAUACUAGGAUCUGGAUCAUUUGCAAUGGUUAGAUUGGGCAUUGAUAAAAAUACUAAGGAAAAGUAUGCUAUUAAAAUUUAUGAAAAAUUAAAAUUGAAUGAUUCUUAGAAAAUGAAUAAUGUAAAAAGAGAAAUAUCCAUAUUGAAAAGAAUUGAACAUUAAAACAUAAUAAAAUUGUUUUGGGCAAUAGAAGAUAAAAAAUCAGUACAUUAUUUUAUUAUAAGAUAAAUUUAGUCAUGGAAUAUAUUUCUUCAUAAUCUUUGGCUUCGUACAUAAAGUCUAAGCCAAAUAGAAUUUUACCAGAAAAAGAAUGCUUAAAUUUAUUUUAUUAAAUUGCUAUAGCAAUAAAAUAUCUGCAUGAUCUAAACAUUUGUCAUCGUGAUAUCAAGUUAGAUAAUGUAUUGAUGAUGAAAACAAAUGUUGUAAAGUUAAUUGAUUUUGGUUUUGCAAUUUGUAUGCCUUAAAAUCAAAAAACAAAUGUAUUUUGUGGAACACCACAUUAUAUGUCUCCAGAAAUUAUAGCAAAAGUAUGUUUUAUAAUUAUUUUUUUAAGAUUCCCCAUCAUCCAUCUAGUUCAGAUAUAUGGUCAUUAGGAAUUCUUUUAUCCAAAAUGUUAACAGGAGAAUAUCCUUUUAAAGGAUAAAAUGAUAAAGAUUUAUAUCGCUAAAUUUAGUGUUAAAAACUAAAAACUAAUUAAGAUAAAAAAAUUAAUGAAAAUAUAAUGAGAGUUAUAAAUGGGUGUUUAGAAAAAAAUACAUAAAACAGAUGGAAUAUAGAUCAAAUUAUUAAUGAUCCUGUGUUUCAUAAAGAUCUUUUUAUACCAUCAGCAAAAAGUUUUUGA
This is a messenger RNA of Paramecium sonneborni, 1370 nucleotides long. The record is from the annotation of a GenBank genome assembly. NCBI's taxonomy places the organism in Eukaryota, Ciliophora, Oligohymenophorea, Peniculida, Parameciidae.